GUUACAACUUACAUGUGUUUGUGUUAUGGUGCUGAUGUACAUUUCAGUCUAGUCCUGUUACAAUCCAUACGGUGUUUACGGUACUUCCAUUUUUAACGUGAUAUUUUAUGAUGUGCAGCUGAACUGUUUUGAAUUUUGAAAUCGCAAAAGAUCGAGAUUAAGACUAAGACUAAGAUGACCGCCUCCUCGGAUCGAGGCUACCACUACCGCUGCCGCCGCUGCUGCUGCUGCUGCUAGCUUAGCGAGGAGAGCGAUCGAUCGAUCGAUCAACAGAGUCGUCGUCGCUGUGCAGCGCGAUGAACGAGCAGGUGAUCUACAGGGCGCUGUACGACUACGAGCCGCAAGAGGCGGACGAGCUCACCAUGCUGCAGGGCGACCGCAUGUUCGUGCACAAGCACGUGCUCGUCGAGCGCGACGUGCCGAUCGAGGCGCCCAACGACUGGGUGUUCGGCGAGAACGAGCGCACGCACCGCACGGGCUUCUUCCCGUGCACGUACGUCAAGUACGCCGGCAAGCAGGUGGUGGCGCCGCCGCGGCCCGCGCCGCGACACCCGGCCGCCGCCGCGCGCAAGCCGCCCAACGACGACUCGGGGAUCGGCGAGUCGCCGAUGAAGGGCACAGAAGGAAGUCAUCGGCUAAAGGAAGUUGACCAUUUGUUGCCUUCUCUCUGCGGUUACUGUGCAGACCAUGUUUGGGGGACAGGAGAAAACGUUUCAUCUAAAUGUCUAGACUGCGGCCAGUACUUUCAUCCUUCAUGCGUGAAGCCUUCAGCGUCGACGACGUGCGUGCAGCCGUCGGGCGACGCGACGGCGAGCGGAGAUCGCGAGAUCCCUGCCACGCAGUGGACAACGCAGCAGAUUGCUGAGUGGCUGGCCGUCGUCAAUCUCGAACGCUUUGCCAAUAUCUUCAAGGCGUUCGGCAUAGAUGGCAGCAGGUUACACAGCAUCACGCAGACGGAACUGGAGCAGAAGAUGGGAAUCACAGAAAAUUUUCAUAGGGAAUCGAUCAUGACCGCCUUAGAUGCAUUACUUGGUCGUCAUAAGCCAACUAAGACAAUGGCCACCAUCAUCGAGGAGGUUCCGGAAGUGCCUGUAGUUCACGGAGGUCACCAUUUUGAGGAGCACAGCUUACUUAAUUUAGAAGUCUGCGACAAGUGUGCUCUGCCUUUCCUAGGCGUUGAGAAGCAAGGCCUAGUGUGUAGAGCGUGUGGUGUCCAGUGUCAUAGACAUUGCUCCAGAAUUGGAGUCGGCGCAUGUGAACCAGCUGGGGACCGCCGCCAAGAAAGACUAGGGCCAGUGUUCGGCGUCGACCUGGAGAAGCUGUUCAACUCGCGAGACGAGCCGGCACCGCUCAUCCUGAUGCGCUGCGUCGAGGAGAUCGAAGCUCGCGGCAAGACGCAAGGGAAAGAUCUAUAUGAAACCUACAGAGAUACGGUGUCGGUGAAGUCUCUUCGUCUGAUCAGACAAGCGCUGAAGAACGGCGUGAACAAGGUGGAUAUCAAUCAGUUCGAGAUCCAGGUGCUCGCCGGAAUUCUGAAGCGAUUUCUACGGGAGCUGCCCAACCCACUAAUCCCGUGUGAGCUAUACGAGAGCUUCAUCGAGGCAGCGAAGAUACAGAAUGACGUAGACUGCACGAAGGCGCUCGUGCGCUUGCUGGACAAGCUACCGCCCGCGCACAGCAGCGUACUGAGGUUCCUCAUGGAGCACUUCUGCCGCGUGUGCCUCCACCAGCACACGAAGGGCGACAAGUCCCCGCCGACGAAGCUCGUGCAAGUGUUCGCCAACAUUCUGCUGCGGCCCAGCUGGGACAAGAUCACCGAGGUCGUAAACAACAGUGAAGCUCACAUCAGGAUUCUAGAGCUACUGCUGAGCAAGAGUGAGAAGUUUGGAGACAUGCCGGAGUUGUCGGCGACCGCUCCUCCCCCACGGCCUCCACGUAAGAGAGAUCCAAACUCUCCACCUCCCGGAGUCACCCCAGGGGAGAUGCUGAGAGGGACGAAGGAUUUACAGCAUGCAGAGUGGUACUGGGGCGACAUCUCAAAGGAGGAGGUGAACGAGAAGCUGAGAAACACGUGCGACGGCACCUUCCUAGUCCGUGAUGCUUCCACCAAAGACACGCACGGUGACUACACGCUUACCGUCAGGAAAGGCAGCAGCAAUAAGCUCAUAAAAAUAUACCAUCAAAAUGAGAAGUAUGGUUUCACGGAUCCGAGGAAGACUCCGUCCGACCCGCUGAAAUUCAACUCUGUCGUUGAUCUCAUAGACCAUUUCCGUGUCAACUCACUGGCUCAGUACAACAAGCAGCUGGAUGUGAAACUGUUGUACCCGCUGUCGAAACUAGUGCCGAUGAGCGAGGUCGACGAAUCGACGGACAUCGACUACAUGCGCGAGCGGCUGCAGACGAUCAACGCCACCUACCUGCGGCUGUCGCAGCAGUUCGACCAGUUCCUCGAGGAGUACAAUCACAUAUCACAGCAGAUCCAGCUGAAGAAGCAGGCCGAGCACGCGUUCGCGGAGACGGUGCUCUUCUUCGAGGAGCAACUGAAGCUCGUCGAGAAGCACCACAAGGACGCGCAGCCGCACGAGGUCAACAGAAUACAGGAGAACUACAACCUUCUGCGAUCGCGGCUGCUCGCCAUCAAGCAGAGUUCCGACGAGCUGUCGAAGGAACUGAGGCAGGAGAACGCCAAGAACCGCGCGCUCGACCGCGAGAUGAAUUCGGUGAAGCCAAAACUGCAUCAGCUCUACAAGCAGCGAGAGGACUACAUAGUGCUUUUGAAUAGUCGCAAUGUUCCCCAGUCACAGAUCAACGUCUGGUUGCAAGAAGCAUCGGAACCAAACGUAGAAUCAAACAUCUACUCGGAACUGAGUACAGACACGACGGACGAGUACCUCGCGCUGCCGCACCACAAUCAGGACACGUGGCUCUUCGACCGCAAGAUGGACCGCGUCGAGGCCGAGCAGCUUCUCGACGGAAAGCAGCGGGGAACAUUCCUGAUUCGCGUCGGACGGACCGGCGAAUACGUGCUCUCUGUCGUCGCUACUUCAAACAACGUGCAUGACAGAGUCGGACACUGCAAGGUACUGAAGACGGAGCAAGGCUACGGAUUCGCCGAGCCGUUCACAAUCUACCAGUCAUUGAAGGAACUAGUGUUACACUACCAACAAAACUCUCUGGCCGAUCAUAACGACAAACUGCCUACUACUUUAAAACAUCCGGUGUGCCAGUCGUGACGACAUCUCCGUCCGUAGAAGACUCUCGGAACGUUUUUGAAAGUUCCGGAACAGCGGCCGGAGCUCAUGCGGUGGGUUCCGCGCACGUUGACACACUCGUCUUUCUCACGGUGAACGUCCGAGCAGCGUUAAAGCGCACACGCUCUGUCGAUAGCCGUCGGCAUGUGCAGUGACGUCGAGGCUGCGUGACCCGGUGUAGCCGCACGCGCGUCUGAGGCUGCGUGACCCCCUGUCGAUACUCGAUCGUUUCUACGAGGGUCCGGUGUUCAUGAGCGCGGUGAUGCGCAGCCGAGGGCGUGUGAUGCCGGCACACAUCUAGCCACGUGUACGCGCCCCGCCCCAUCAGCAACAGCAGCCGUGGUGGAGGACAUCGAUGGCUCAAGCUCUAGCGUCAAAGUAGCGACUCUCGUCGGCUCGAAAAACCGGACAGCUUUGCUCGCCGUACGGCGGUUCGUUCGCGGCGGUCGCUCUCAUCGUUCAGCGCGACGUCCACGGCGUUCGUUUUUCGUCAUUCCAUCAAUCGUCUCGCGGCCGCCAUCGCCGCCACUCGUCGCUCGUGUGUGUUCGCGCCUCGUGUCAUUCAUUCAUCGUCGUCAAGCUCAAUGCAGUCACUGCUUCGUCUGCGCGUGACUUCACGAGGCGUUUUUUUGAUUCUGUACGAUCUAACAGUCUGCGGCUUUCCGUGGCGAUGGCGGCCUCUGCGUGUGGUGGGACUUUGUUGCGCCCAAUAAAAUAUGCGAUUUUUUUCAUGGUGAUUUUUUUCGAGAAGCCAGAGCUUUUAUUUAUGGAGAAUAAAAUUUAUGGGGACGCCAACCAGGGGGAACCUUAUUUUGAUUGGGUUGAGGUUGAGUAUUCAUUAUUGUAAAGGACAGGUUAGCCAGCAGUUCUACUUUCCUUGUUUUCCCUUCAUGGUUCUGAUUCUAUAUUACCAAGAGUGUAUUAAGAAUUACCUUCUUAAUACGCUCUUGAUACUACUAUUCCUACCAUUUCCUUGCCUUUUCUCUCUUUUUAUUGUCGCAUGUGAAUCGCUUGGUCGCAGAUUUUAUAGGGGUUCAUUUUUAACCUCUGAAGUCGAUUCAUUAGCAUGGGUCAUUGUGAUGUUGGGGAUUUUAAUUACAGGGAGUUUGCUCCAACUGGAACAGCUGCCAAAAGCCAGCCCUUAUAUUCAGACCAGCGUAUUGGCCUAAUUUCAUGGAGUAUCAAGAAAUCGUGGUCGGAUGUCUAGCCACAUGGUAGCUUCAUCUGGUCUAGACAUAAUUUUCACACAUGUAUUAGCUUGGGCAGGUGUUUAUACACUGAUUAUCAUAAAAAAUCAUAUCGUAAUAUCGUAAGUGAUUUCGUGUAUGCAGCACUGAACUCCUGUGCUGAGAAUAUUUAUUGGAACAAGCAUGUGUUUGUCCAAAAUUCUGCGGUAAAAUAAUAUCAAUUCUACUCAUUAUUUCCACGUGAAAUUAUCGGUGUCAUAUAUGCAUUAUCCUGUUACUGUCAACGACCCACUUUUCUCUUUCCUCUGCUUCACUCAAAUAACAUAUUCGUCCUACCUUGUCAUGUGGAUCUGCUGGGGUGAUUAGUCUUUGUGUCCUUUGCUGUUUACUCUCUUCGUAGCACUUCGGAGUCCUCUACUAUUGCAGAACCGAAACGGGCUUAAAGACAGUGACUCUUCAUGUUUUUUUUUUAUCUUUGGAGCAAAUCUGUAAAAACAAGGGCUGUAAAAAAAUGCUACGGUUGUAAUCUACUAACAUUGCGGACUUUGUUUGGGCUGGCACGUGUUUUAAAACGUGUUGUGUUUGUAUAAACGACACGAGCUCAAAAUUAUGUAAAAAUUGGAAUAGUGUAAAUGAUUAACUUGUCGAAUACAAUGAGGACUGCUGAGAUCGUGCUUUACUAAAGGGUGUAGUAACAACAAAUGUAAAACUUGUGUCCAGUAGCAAGUUGGAAACUAAACAACGCAUUUCUAAUGCAGCAUCUUCUCAAUUGAUUUUUAGCCAGCCAAGGGCAAUAGAGUGUUGUUGAGUAUUUUUGAUUGUAGUACUGAUGACUUUUACGUGUAAAAAAGCUUAUGUGAUAACGGAUUGUGGAUGCGUGAAACUGUCGAAGCAACAGUGUUACUAUUUUGGUACUCUUGAAGAAGUGCGUCGCAUGGGUUGCGCAGUUCACGCCCCGUGUGUAAUAGCGGCCGACGGAGAGAUCAGAGCGCUGGCCAUUGUGUACAUAGUAUUGUUGUUCCACACUAUUUGUGAUAAAACUAUAAUUGAUGAUGGUAAGUUAAAUUUGCUAGUUAUUAACAAUCAUUUGUCAAUAGUCAUUAGGAAACCAGUGACUAAAGUGUGUCGUCAGAUGUUGUGUAUGAUAAGUAUGUGAAAGUUGGUAUUAUGAUUGGGGGGGAAGAAGUGGAUGCAUGACUGCAUUCAUGCUCCGCAUAUUCCUAUUUCGUUCGAUUCUCAAUCGCCUCGAGAUAUUACUC
This is a messenger RNA of Priapulus caudatus, 5697 nucleotides long. Its product is annotated as phosphatidylinositol 3-kinase regulatory subunit alpha-like. Gene Ontology annotation, molecular function: protein binding; GTPase activator activity. The record is from RefSeq and is a predicted model, not a curated record. Gene Ontology annotation, biological process: signal transduction; regulation of GTPase activity. Bases 297 to 3233 code for a protein of 978 amino acids. The transcript is spliced from 22 exons. NCBI's taxonomy places the organism in Eukaryota, Metazoa, Priapulida, Priapulimorpha, Priapulimorphida, Priapulidae.